Messenger RNA from Mus caroli (Ryukyu mouse), 2033 nucleotides. RefSeq names its product C1D nuclear receptor corepressor (gene C1d). Lineage: Eukaryota; Metazoa; Chordata; Mammalia; Rodentia; Muridae. Gene Ontology annotation, biological process: regulation of gene expression; maturation of 5.8S rRNA. Gene Ontology annotation, molecular function: RNA binding; DNA binding. Gene Ontology annotation, cellular component: nucleolus; exosome (RNase complex). The record is from RefSeq and is a predicted model, not a curated record.
CUCGGGACUGAAGUGCGCACGCGCGGCAGGCAGCGUGUCAUGGCGUCAUCAUCGUGCGACUUAUUUCCCGGAGACACGCGUCCACGGUAUUGAGUUGGUCACAAUGGCAGGUGAAGAAAUGAAUGAAGAUUAUCCUGUAGAAAUUCACGAGUCUUUAACAGCCCUGGAGAGCUCCCUGGGUGCUGUGGACGACAUGCUGAAGACCAUGAUGGCUGUUUCUAGAAACGAGUUGUUGCAGAAGUUGGACCCGUUGGAACAGGCAAAGGUGGAUUUAGUUUCUGCAUACACCUUAAAUUCAAUGUUUUGGGUUUAUUUGGCAACUCAAGGAGUUAAUCCCAAAGAGCAUCCAGUGAAGCAGGAAUUGGAAAGAAUCAGAGUCUACAUGAACAGAGUUAAAGAAAUAACAGACAAGAAGAAGGCUGCCAAGCUGGACAGAGGUGCUGCUUCGAGAUUUGUCAAAAACGCACUCUGGGAACCCAAAGCAAAAAGCACACCAAAAGUGGCUAAUAAAGGGAAAAGCAAGCACUAAUCUUUUGGUUUUGAUGUACAUGGUUUCAAAAAGUACAUCCUUUUUAAUCAGUUUACAGUGCAGUUAUGUGGCCAUGCGGUGUUUAAAUGGAUCCCUUUGGAAUUCAUGUAUAAGUUUACACAUUACAUUUGUGAUACUGAAUCUUUUUUUUGCUGAGAAAGAUUAAGUUGUCUUUGUUGAUUUUCAUAUAAAGCAUCAUGAUGUGUUUAAUAUUGUAAGAUAUUCUAUAAGCAGUUGUGAAAUCCAAAUGUUCUUUGUAAACAUUUGUAGUGUUUGAAAUGAAUAAUGAUAUUAUGAAGUGUGCUAUCUGUAGACUGGAGCUGUAAGGACAUUUGUUUUCAGUAAUGAUGAGAAAUACAAUGACUUAAAUACCCACUCUGUUUUCUGUUCAGUUAGUUCAACAUGUUUCUGUGAUUUUUUUUUUUUUUGAGUAAUUGCUGUCUUGAUAUUCAAAGUGCAAAACUGAAACCUUGAGGCUGUACUCUAAUUCUUCAUGUUCCAUUUAAAAUAAAAUGUUCUCAUUAACGCUGAUGGAAAAUACGGUUGUAUGUCCUGACUGGCUUUGGCUUGAUUCCCUUUUAAUAAAUAUGGUAGCUGUGUAGCUCACGUGCUUCUUGCUGUCCACUGCGUGAGUGAACAUGCGCUCCAGAUGAGGCAGUGUGAGCAGCUCCACCCGGUAGAGAAGGCUUAUGAGUCCUGGCUCUCUGUUCUCUUGGUCUUGCUCUUAGAGUCUUUCUGACUAAGUAUUUCCUAAGCCAUGUGGGUGCUUUGAACCAUCUUCUUUAUUAAAUGCUGCCCCUCAGGCACAGGAGGAAUCACAUUAUAUUUACAUUCUAAUUUAUUUUUCCGGAGUGUUUGUUAUGAUGAAUUCCACUUAUUAAUGUCUGAGCUCACAUAACCUUGCUUCUCUAGGCCCACAUAGUCAUGUAUAGAUGUGCCAAGGAUAGCUAAGUUUUUGUUGUUGUUGUUGUUGUUGUUGUUGUUCUUGAGAAUUAGAGUUGUAGAAAUUGUCUGUGACUAACUUUUAAUAUAUGAAUUUCUUGAUUAGGUAGCGAAUAGUGGAACUGGUCUGAAGUUAUAAUGGACUUUGUAAGGCAUGCUAAAAUCUGAUUCAUAAAUAGUAAGUCAAUAGAUGCAGAAAGUCUCAGCUCUGAUAUCAGAUACUUUGUGAUGUGAAAGAACAUUUAUGAGCAUUUGUAGUUAUUUCACUCUUGGCCAUUUUAAUUCUCUGAUAAUAGUGAAAGUAACUUCAUUAGAGAAAUAAGUGCUUUAUGAAGAUAACUGUAGAAUGUAUUUUUAAUGUUAUUCAUUGCAAAGAAACUUGGGUCUUGUAUUUCUCUUUUUAAAUUUCAUAAAGAAAAGAGCUUUGAAUGGAAAUUUUCACAAUUGCAGAAAAUAAUUAACCAAGGUAUUUGUGAACACCCAGCCUAUGUCCCACUGAAUUGGAUAUCCUUAACGAUUUCUCUCAGCCUGCAUUUGUAGAAAUAAAAUAUUUUAAGUCUGU